AUGUCGAGCAAUUCGACGUCGGACAACCGGAGCCACUUGGAUGAUCUGGUCGGAGUGCUCAAGCAGUUGUCCGAGCAGUCAUGCAUCCACGAGCUCCAACGUCUUCUCAAACGUGUGGAGACCUUGCGGACGAAAGUUAGUGAAUACGAAGCCAUAAUUAAGUCACAAGAAACAACGAUGAUGGCGAAGUCGGACGAGGUGAUUAGGCUGAAGAAAGAACAUAAGGAUAGGCAGGAAGAAAUCAUUGAAUUUCAUGCCAGCCUCCUCAGAAAGAAAGACGAUGAAAAAUCAGCGCUAAAUCAAGCUUUCACCCGUCAGGAGGGCGAACUUAAUGAAGCGAGGACAUCCGUCCAGAAUUUGCAACAGCACACCCAGACGCUUCAAGAACAAAUUAAAGGUCAAGACGCUGAGGUGAAGAAAAUCGAGUCCUCGUUGCGCCAGGCUCGUAGUGAUAUUGAUCGAUUGAACAGAUCUCUUAAAGAUCAGAAGGAGCAAGCAAAGUCGAAGGAACAGCAGUGGCAGGCUGAGAAAAAGGCGCAUGGGCAGUUCAAGUCUCAGGCAGAGGCACUCAACAUACGCAUUGCUGACCUCGAAGCAGAACUGAAGGUGAGUAACCAGAAAUUAGGGAUGGUUGAUGAGCUUGCACCACCACUGCUUGAGGAUGAUACGGUCGAAGUGUCCAGAAACUUCCAGAAGAUAUGGAAGCAAUGCUUCCUCCUUAGUCAAGCCUGUUUCCAAGACGAUAACCCUCCCGAGCAACUAAAUAGUUCUAUUAUGUGGCGAAACUUACGCGCCUCGAAUGUGGUCACCUACGCGGUUCCCCUGGCCCCAACUAACAGUCCUCCUGCUAGAAGAAUGCGAUUCUCUACGACUUUAGCUGUUCUAACUAACUCCCUGAUUCGCCGCCUUUUCACGUCGACAUACAUUCUCAGAAACACAGAAGAGAUAGAUAAGCUUACGUUGGAAGUGGCUGACAAUGACCAGCGCAGAGAGGCUUUCUUGCGAAGGGUUCUGAAUUCGGUAUCCGAGGAUGUCGAAGAUCAGCUGUUGGAAGAAAGGGUUAACUUGGUAGAAGACGAAGUAGUGAGAUGCAUCGAACCAUUGCUCAGUGCCGAGCAGAGUCGGAAGCUGAAGAACGAUCUACCUGAUGUGCUGAGGCUGGCCGCGAGUCUGUGGAAGUCCCUUCGAAAGCGACAAAGCUAUUUCACAAUCGAGCCACGACCUCCAUCACAGACCACCACAGCAUGGAAAUCGCUGGUGUGGAAUGAAGGCAAGAGGGGGUUUUCGGAGGAAGACAUAAAUGCUCCCACAGAUGUCGUGUUCAUACUGUUUCCGCGUGUCGUCGCCAUUGGUCACGAGGGCGAACAAGAAGUGUUUCCUGGCGUUGUGUUGCUCAAAUCCGAAACUGCUGCGGCACAUGCUGAGCUCAGUGAGCUGCCGCCCGCAGAUCCGACCCUGGUCCGAACUGGAACUCAUCGGUCAGUGGGCGGAAGACGAGGCACAGUCGACCAAAAAUCGCGGCUUGGCUCUUUUUUAGUUCAAAACGGAUCUCAAAAGCCAUCCGGUUAA
This is a messenger RNA of Lithohypha guttulata, 1569 nucleotides long. RefSeq lists its product as uncharacterized. The coding region runs from base 1 to 1569 and encodes 522 amino acids. The transcript is spliced from 3 exons. Lineage: Eukaryota; Fungi; Ascomycota; Eurotiomycetes; Chaetothyriales; Trichomeriaceae. The record is from RefSeq and is a predicted model, not a curated record.